GUGUUGACUGCUAUGUGUGGAACGAAGUAUAGUGUAUGUGUAUGUGCUGAGGGAGAAGCGCCGCCUCACCCACAGCCUAGCCUCUAAAUCUGCCUCUGAACACUGGAACGUUGAAACACUUCACAAUCACUUCUCAGCUUUUUAGCUGUGAUCAAAAGUGGUGAUUCGCUACGAUAUGGCAACGUUUUCUUCUUUUGCAGUCGUAUAAGCUCGCACACAAGAGGAAAUAAUCAAACUGCUUAAGUGCCGAAAUCGAAGCUUUGCCUGCGCAGAAAUUUCGAGCCACAAGCGCGGUCAAGCGUGUUUCUUUUUUCCAGGCCCGUUAUUAUUUGCUAGCAUGGUUAUUUCCAGAUAUUUCACCAAGACUUGAGUUUCUUCGCGACUGCUUUAGUCAGAAGCGGAAACGAGCUUCUUCUUUUUUUUUUUUUUUUCAUGUCGCAUAUGUGAUCCGAACACCGCCGACGCGCCGCAUUCGACUCAACAGGUGACUCUGUAUUCAAUGUGGUGGACUGCGCAUUGAUUUUAUGCCCGGUAUCUUUAGGAAAUCAGAUCGUCAAGCUAACGCCGGGCAAUCGUCGUCUCCUCGACUAACUGGAGCGGCCCACAAGUACGGCGCCGGGAACCGGAAACAUAUUUACACAUCAGCUGGAGAGCUUGGUGACCGCGGCGCAGGCCGGUGGCGGUGGUGCGCGUGGUUAGCGACUGGCGCUACAUGAUUUGGAGGGACGCGCGCUGCCCACGACCGAGACGCCAGAGCGGCAUUGAUUUCGCAAUGCCGACCGCAGCACACAGUUGACAGGCGCCAAGUGCCAGGUCGCGAUGGGCCCGACGAGCAGCGGGCCGCGCGCCAUCGAUCGGCGCAGAGGCAGCCGCUCUGGUCCGCGCAUGCGAUCUCGGAGCCCCUCCACGACGUCACUUCCGAAUUCGGCAGCACCUUUCGCUCGCGCACCCGGCUUUCUCUGGCCUCACUGAGGCCUCAGUGAAACUUCCGGCUCGCCGCGAAGUCCUCGACGUCGUCAGCGACGGACCGGCCACUGGUCUCGCGACGGGCCACCGUGCGAGCCGCGCAGCAACUGAGCCGUGGUGUGACACCUGCGACCUGCUCGGCCGAGGUCGUCGCCGAGCGGCACUCGUGCGGCUUCAGUGACUGACGGCUCCUCGGAAGCAACAACAUGCCGCCCAUGCCGUGCGCAAUGCCGCGACGCCACGCGAGAAGCCGUUCUGCAGGCGCGAGCUUCGCUGAGGACUGCGUCGACGGUCACUCUGGAGUCAAGCAGGUGCAGCAGCGCUGAGGCCGGCCUUGCAGUGAGGGCGGCGCCCUAGGCGCACAAUGCGCUGAUGUCGGGCCGCCGCCAGGCCCUGCUGUGCGUCGCCCUUCUCGGAUUCUGGGCCCUCGGCUCCGGCUGCCUGCACUGCAAGCACCGAGCUCGCAUCCUGCGAUAUCAGCGCCAGCGACCAGCCGGCGACGAUGAGCGGCCGGCGGUGCGGGUGUCGCGGCGCGCCACCAGCGCGUCGACGCCGGAGGAGCGUCUGGAGCGCGUCGAGUCGGUGGCGUGUGACAGCACCGCGGGCUCCUUCCCAGCGGACUCGGCAGCCGCGGCCGAGUCGUUCCACGUGGUGGACGUCGAGCUGCCGGAAGCACACGCCGAGCUGCUGCGCCAAAAGGUGGACUUGGCGGCCCGUCUGCUCGUCCAAGUGGCUGGACACAACAGCGAACGAUUACUGCUGCUGCUGCUGAACGAGACGCUGGCCUCGGACGAGCGGUUCUCUGCGUGCCGCGUGCUGUUGGCGGGUGCCAACGGCACCGCCUCGCAUCCGUGGGUCACUUACAUGGCAUCGCUGAGCCGCGCCGAAGCCGGUCGCCUUGCGGAGCGCCGCAACUUCCAGCUGGCCAACGUGCCGUGGCUUCCAACCGAGGACGAGGACGACUCGGCGGUGGCAGCGACGGCGGGCCGACCGCGCGUCGAUGCCACCACUUACCGCGGCCGCUGGUCCAACACCUACUACUCGUGCCAGUUGCGCCGUUGGCUCGUGUCCUAUACUGUGCUGGUGUUCCCUGGAAAGGCGCCGCCACCGGCAUCCUCGUCCGGCUCCCCGUCACCCUCGAGGAAGCCCGUGGCGAUGUUGAGCGUCGACUUGGACACGAGCGGUAUGGACAUCGACCAGUGCGACAGUGGCGCUCCGGCGAUUGCGCCUCGCGAUGGAGGCGAAUCAGCAGCAGCCGCAGUUACAGCCGGUGCACUCCGCAUCACCGCCUUCCACGGCACACAUCGCUGCCACAACAGAACCUCUCAGUGCCUGUUCGCACGAGGACAUGGUUGGUCUCGGGGAUCCUAUGUGUGCCAGUGUCGCCGGGGCUUCUACGCGGCCACUGGGGACCCCUUCUUCAACGGUUCUCUCGUCGAAAGCGCCUGGAGGGAAAAAGUCCUAUUCGGAAGGCCCACGUACGACAUGCUUUACGUCUGCAAACCUUGUCGCCCUGGCUGCAACGAAUGCGUUGACGACUCACCUUGCUUGUCACAUUACAAUUGGGCUUUCAGGAUUUCGCUUUUGACCAUAUCUGUGAUCUGCAUCGUGCUGACGAUGGUCCUGGCUGGCUACGUGUACCGCUACCGAAAGCUGAAGGUGAUCAAGGUGGCCAGCCCCGUCUUCCUCUGCAUCACUCUCAUUGGCUGCGCCAUUAUGUACUGUGAGAUGGCAGCUAUAUUUCCCGUGCUCGACGUCUACUGUUGUGUGGCUACCAAGUGGACUCGCCACAUGGGCUUCUGCAUCACCUACAGCACGCUCCUGCUGAAGACCUGGAGGGUGUCGCUGACGUACCGCGUCAAGUCAGCGCACAAGCUGAAGCUGACAGAUAAGCAGCUGUUGCAGUGGCUGUUUCCAAUACUGCUGGAGAUGGCGAUCUACCUGGGGACUUGGACCAUUUCUUCUCCACCCGAUGGCAUCUAUCUUAAAGACUGGCAUGGGCUCAAGUUUAAGCAGUGCGAAUACAACUGGUGGGAUCACACCAUGGCCAUUGGGGAGUUCCUCUUCCUUUUGUGGGGCAUCAGGGUCUGCUACAACGUGCGCAACGCCGAGUCCUUUUUCAACGAGGCGAAGCACAUCAGCUGGGCAAUCUACAACAUUACCAUAGUCAACCUCAUCAUGAUGCUGAUUCACUUGGUGAUUCUGCCGAGCGCGAGCCCCGAUGUGAAGUACCUGUUCGGAUUUAUCCGAACGCAGCUGAGUACCACUGUUACUGUCAUCCUAAUCUUCGGACCAAAGUUCUAUCGUGUGAUCAAGGGACAAGGCGACAUGUGGGACAACAGGGCUCGUGCCAGGGGCGUCACCGCUUCUUUUUCGCUCAAUGGGGUUGGACUCAUGCACGAGGAGACUGUGGACCUCUAUCAAGAAAAUGAGGAGCUCAAGGAGGAGAUUCAAAAGCUGGCGGCCCAGAUCGAAUUCAUGAAGAUCGUUCACAUGGAGAUGAACAACCGCCACCUGAAGCCCAAGCACGGGGGCUUCUUCAGCGGCAGCAGUCAGGGCAACUCCACCCAGAGUCCCGUGGUGAAGGCGAUGUGCAUCAAAUUCGACAACACCGACUCACCUGGCUCGCGCAUCUCGCCCGCCGCCGAGCUGGUCAGCGAACGAGUGUGAGACCUGUUCUUCCGACGAACUUCUGAGGCCGAUAUUGUUUCAAUGACAGUGCUGGUUGUGUUGUGUCCUGUCUGCGAUGUCCAGAAGUGACUCUGUAGUGAGUUAAGCGACCACCCCAGUUUAGCAACCUUUGGGCGAGCUUGGCGACGCUCGGCACUGGCCCUAUGAGGCGGUAACGCCGUUGGCGCGUUCGCCAGGUGGGCCAAACGGGAGUGUCGGCAGCGGAGGCCGCGUGGGCUUAUGGAGCGAGUGCCUGGUGUCUUCAUUUUGCCAUCGCAUACAUCAUGCGAUGGGCACAACGUGUUUAUCGUGCACUGCAAUCACGAACAUUUACCUGAAUCCACAAACAUGAUGCAGUUUUCCUCAGUAGUGCACCGUCGCAAAGAAAAAAAAAAUAAAGAAAGGGAGAGAGAGAAGGCUUACGGCCGAGAGAGCUGUGACCUGCCCGUCCGGAGGCGGCGCUAUAGCCAGCGCCUUAAACGCGUGCCAAAUCUACACGGCUCUGUACUUCAGUAAAUACGCUAGUGGAUACCACGCGGCGCAGUAAACAAGUAGGUUGUCAACUCGGGAACGCAGAUGCGAAACAGCGGUCAGCUUUGCAAUAGACUAUAUAUAUGGCUAUAUGAUUUGCUUAAAUGCUCCAACGGUUGCUGCAACAGCGCUGUGCUCGGUUCAACGGAAUGUAGAGAGAUUAGCGUUCUUGAAAAGAUGCACCUGGGCAUAAAAACAAGUAAAGACACAAUGCUUGAUUUCGUUACGUCUUCUAAUGCAGUUUCGCACGGGUGUGAAAAUAUAACAUUGUUUAAUUUCUUGAUCUCAGUGAGGUUUCUGAGCGAGAUAUCGUUCACAUUUGAUCAUCCUACUUAAAUUCUUCCAUCGCCGAAGCGGUCGCAAUACAAGAUAAAAAGACACUUGUUCUUUAUAAUGCGUACGACAUGAACCGAUAUCCCAGCUGGAGGCGCAUUUUCAAGAGUCGAGCAGGAAAUGCUAGCACGACGGUCGAAAGUGAACUGAAGUUUCCUGCUCCUUUUAAGAGCACCGUAUUUCGUGUGAUGACAUUUAAGGGCACUUUGGUACAUGAAAAUUUGGUACAUGAAAUAUAGACCGAUAUUCUGCAACGCGGCAACAUCAAAAAAAAAAAGCAUGUUUGGGACCCUCGCUUGUACUUCGUGUUUUAGGCGUAACAGCUACGAACACUUUAAGUAUCCGCACUGCUGAUCCUGUAAUGCCAGAAAUGGUAAACCCAUGUGGGGCAUGACUGCCUUCAAUAACCCUACGUAUUUUUGUACGCUUAGUGUAAAAGGCCACAUAGCGCAGGUUUUAUGCAAAGUAAGACCCUUCACAUCACCACUUCCUACCACGUCGCCAAUCGUAGCUAUAGCGUUCUACGACAGGCCGGCUGUUGAUCGCUUUCGAGGGUGGCUUUGAAAAAAACAUACUCGCGCCUCACGCGAACGACGGAAGGCCGCGAUUGUCUCGAGCACACCAUGGAUGGGAAGGAAGGCGAUUGGGGGAAGAAACAACGUACGUGUCGGAGAAAACAGUGCCGCCAGAAGAUCUUGUCCGAUGAUACCGCAAGAUGUGCAGUCACAUUUUUUGUGUUCUGUGUCACGCAGCGUACCUAUACAUCCACAAGCAUAAUCACAGGAUGUGAAUCUUAUUUCGCAGUUUCACUGAGAAAUCUGCACUUGGAGUCUAGCUGUCUGAAAUGUUCCUCACUCUGUGUGCCACUGUAUACUGUUCCUUCAAGAAAGAAUCCCACGUGUGAAUGAGGCGAGUCACGUUGUCGAUGCCUUUUCUCGGAGCCUUGCCCGGAGAUGGAAGGUUGUCGUUGUUUGUUGAGUGAAAGGUGGUAUUUCGUGUAGUUCUGUUGUGCCGUGCAUCAUCACUGCUUGUGAAAAUGUGGAAGCCGAUGUGAUGGAGACCUUGGGCGUGUUUCUGACACGGUCAGCAGAAGGCGUCCAGUGAAACUGACGUACCUAAGCUGUAGUCGUUGUAGGUCAUCGAUGUUCUUCUCAAUACCCUAUGGUUUUUUGCCACUAGCUGGUUUAUUACAUUUGUAAUCGCUAUCGUUUCCCCGUGAUAUACUUUUUUCUUGAGACGCCUUCGCUCAACAAGCUAUUAUUCGAAUUGUAAAAAAAUAAGUCCCGCAGUUCAGAUAUCAACGUCAAAAAAAAAGAAAGAAACAAAGGCGGAGUUCCUUUACUAGUUCGACGCAGACGCACCUUAUAGUAUAUAUAUAUAUAUGAAGCUAAAGACAGGUUGAUAUGAGAUUAUUUUAAUCUCAACGUUCCGUGAAGAAAAAAUUUUUUUGCACCUAUCAUUUAUACGUGUGUAGAACAGACUCAUAUAUUCCUGUUGUCACCAUGUAUAUACACCAAAAAUAGACGAGAAUCAUUGUUCCGCUGUUCAAUGAAACCGCAGUAUACGCACUGUGCAGAAAAUCGGCUAGUUGUCCAAUAGCUGGAGUGAUAGCUCUUGUCAAAGAAGCGUACAGCACGUAAGCAAAGUCGAAGUUUUAUAACGAACGUUGUAGGUCAGUUGUGUUUUCUUACUAUUAGCGUGCAAUCAUGACUACGUCCGUUGUAAUUGCGCAACGCUCUCAACUGACGUUACUUGUUUGAUAUUGUGCUGGGUAGGAGGAAUAAAGUAAGCUUUAGAAAUAACGCAAAGAGACUACUAAGCUUGACCAAUCAGCUACGUUCCUUAGGUUUACACUAAAAGUGAAGAAGGCCUCAUAUGGGACAGCAUUUCGUUGCUUGUUUUUGUUACAGUGUGGUUGAACGGCUGUCAGCCGUGUGUACUAAAUGCUGGUUAUCUUGCAACAUGGCAUCAUUAAAUUCGCAACACGCACACCUGAAUUGUUCGCAGUUCGAUUUUCGCUGCACAGAAAAAGUGGUCCGUGACUAUUUCUAACGGUGCCUAUUCGCUCCUCGCAACCUCAAUCUUCCAAAUGUGCAAGUACACAAUCUUUCGCAUUGGAAAACGGCAUGAGCCUGUACACAUACGCAUCGGCUUUUCUUCAAUAUCGUUUGUUGGAAGUGCGUGGCUAAGCAAUAUAUCUAUAGUUAUACUUGCGCAGUCCAUUUUAGAACUUGGUAUCUUAAGUAAGGAGCAGUAGUCCGCAAAAAUGCAUUGUUAAUUGUCCAUGAUUUCUAGCGAUUGCUUUUUUUUUUCUCGUCUACGCAUGUGAAACGUCCUACUCUGUUCACUCUAGCGUUUGUGUCUGUGUCCAAAAGCUUACCGCCAGUUGUCUAUAGUCUGAGCAGUCGCUUCUCGAGUUAUUUCGAGUGGAACGUUGAAAUAGGAUGCGAAGGUGGCAAGGCACCUCCCGAAAUACUUUGCUUGAGAAAAUGUUUUCUUCCCUUUCGGGAAGACCCAGGCAAUUCAGGCCAGCUCACAUAGGCCCUGGGCUAUUCUGCCAGCUCAUAUCCGCGGACAACUAAUCACUUUCUCUCUUGGUCGUUGAUUUCAUAAAUUAAAGAAUAAUAAAAAAAAAUAGGCGAUUUCGAGUGAUCACCGUUCAGGCUUCGCGAAGCCCACCUACUUUUGGCCGUGCAAUGUAAUGCGAAUGUUUGAGUGAGAAGCCUGUUAUCUUUGACAUGGAACAAUCUCUGAACGGCGCUGUGCCGUAGAAUAUGCAGUGAGCAGCAGUGCAAGUGGUGAGCACUUUAUUUGUCAAAAUAGUCGUGAACGCGCUCAGUAUGGGUCGUGCUGUAUAAUCGACUCGUAAAUAGUAGGUUUCGAGGCGUACCAAGAAACAGUGUACCAGUCACAUGGUGUAGAAUGGCGGCACACGCGCUACGCGCAGUCGAUGAGGCACCUGCCUCAUGUCCCCGAUGAAAAACCCCGUCAACUUACAAGUACCUUCGAACUCCGCAUUUCUGUGGGUGUGUUCUUAGUGUAAAUAUCAGUCUGUGACGCGUAGUUAAAUAUCAACGUUUCCAAUAACAUUGCCAUUGAAUGUUUCACAGCGCCGUGCGGGUUGUUAUUAUAAAGUAUUUUGCCGAUGGUUUCUUUUUCUUAUUUCUCUUUCAUUCUGUCUUUCUUUUCUUUACUGCUAUCAUUUUCCGCAGCUGAGCUUCAGGAGACCGAGACAUAUACUUGCUCGGUUGUAAUCAGCCUGAUAAUUUGUCUUACCAUAGGAAAUCAAAAGGACAGCACACCAGAUCGUUUGAAUCUUCUAUGAGCUGAUUUGAACAGAGGAUUUGCACUGCUGAAUGAGACAUAAAUAGCUUACAGGGGCCGGAUUCACGACUUUCAAGGCAGGAGCGUUAGUACGGAGCGCAGAUUCACACUUGCCAGUGUCUUGGCCGUAAGGCGCUUGCUGCAAGCGCUUAUUACGAGCUAGGCAAGAGUACAAAGCGCAGUUAUUUGCCUUUGUCCGUGGUUUUCGGAAAGAAAAAAAAUGUGACCUUGGGACACACUUCCACUUGCGAUAUUGCGUAUUGUACAAGCGUGAACCCGACCCCUUACUAUUUUUCUGCCGCUAGUGUCGGAAAAGCAGUGCCAAUACAUUAUUUUUCAAGCUGUCCUGUACCAGUUGCCUUAGCGGCGCCAGCCGCUGGGAGAACCAGUGAUAAAAAAGCGAUGCAUAGUAUAUUCUGACCGGAGUCAGCAGAGCAUGCCGCGUAAGACCGCAUUUAUUGCAAGCCGCGAAGACACGAUUGUGUCAUGUGUCGACGGCAUUCAUUUUAUCAAACCUGAGAAACUGCGCAGCGCUGAAGUAAUAUGAGACUUUGCCUAGGCUGACUGCCGUAAAAGUGCAAGGUUAAGAAAGUUGCGCCCUAAUAUCAAAUUUGACGCGCGUCAUGGCGUUCACUCUAUAGGUGCAACUCGCAGGGAAAAAAAGAAAUAAACACCCGAAAUUUUUCUUGCGUAGAUAGACAGUGGUUUGUUACUUGUCGCCACAGUAAUCCGCCGCCGUAACUUGAGGUAUCGAAUUAGGCAAGCGGCUAAUCGACGAAACGUGGAAAAUGGUUGGCUCCUGCAGCGAACACGCGCGCAUAUUCCUCGCGGCUGCUUGGUCACUUACAAAGUGGUUCAAAUGAACAAGAUCUUCCAGCCUGGGGGCGAGAAAUAUAUAGCCAAAGAAAGAAUGCAAAUAGAAAUGCGCUGACUUGGUGACAAGAGAAAAAAUACUGCAAGCCACUGAGCGGACUUUAUUCGAGUAUGCAGCACAGGUUGCCCACAGUGGUUUUCGGGCAAUUAGAAAUAAAGCUAUGUGGGAGCAUGACGAAUUUAGGACUAGUAAUCUCCGUGUGGAAUCGCUUGAUGUCACGUGCUCAUCAAACGCUCACAGACGCUAAUACUAUAAGUCAGAUCUCAUCAAUUUAGUAAAGCUUACCAUGCAUGUUUUUCAAGACGUUAACAGCGAUACAAAUCACAUUAGGGGCGCCCGCGGUCUCUGCAUCGGUGUUAUAGAAAUACAGAAAUAAAAUCCCUUGAUGCACAAAACUUGUCAGCCAUACCUGUUCAUAAAAGAACAAGCACAGCCACUGACGGAAGAACGAAAUUAUUGUUGUUCCAAAAUAGUUUCCGACCUCUUUGACUAAGCGGUCUAAAACGUGCUUUGUUUAUUAUAUAGUGCUAGCUUGUUGCGGAAUUAAGUGUCUUUCGUGAGUUACAUUUCAAAUGGAAGGCUUAGUUACGCGUAACAGUGAAGAUUUCAUGGCGUCAACGAUAAGCUAAAUGUAACGAAUGUUCCAGGUGUUCUUUUCUGCCUCUUAAGCCUAGAGACAUUCCAAAACUCGAGCAUGUUUGUUACGCCUAACCGGAGGUCUUUCAAGAUUGCCAAUAAAAUUGAGCACCUAAAACGGCUUUGUUAAGACAGGAAAACCAAGAGAAAAUAGUAACUCUUUCUUCUGAAGGCACCCUCGAGGCGUCAGCUAUAUUUAUCAGAGGUGAAAGAUGGCCGUUCAGAAGAAGUGCAUGUUUAGUAGUCGAAUAAAUUCGAUUAGGCUGCAUGAAACAUAAUUACUAUUGCUUGGAAGCCUUUCCUCGUAAUCAUAAUUCCUGCUAAUUAGUAACUAAACUGGCGUCAAGAUGUGCGCUAGUAAAGGUUCGGAAGUUAGCUUCAUACACUGUAUUAUAGCCACACAUCAGAACAAGCCAUGCUAUUGAAGUUAUCAAAAGUGAUUCAACAAGUGACGUCUUAGGCUGGAGCAAGGGUUCUUCUACUGAUCGUAUUUGGAGUCUAAAAUUUGUUGUAUCCUAAGCAUUUAUAUAGACGGCCGAUACUACUUCCCAAGAGCCAACCAUUAGAAGUGUACGUAAGUCAGUUUGGUGCACGUCCAAUUAACUAUUUUACUUUAAACUGCUGUGUUAUAAACGCAUUUCUGACAAAGAGUUCAUGACAAGGACAAUUACGUACGCGGACGUAUGUCAUGAUAACAUUCAUACCUGUGUGACAUUGCUGCAUUUUUAAAGCUGGAGUAAAGCAUUAUUGCGUGUUUGUGCCCGUCUAGGUCCAGAAAAUGGGAGAAUAACAUUUGCAAUUGCGUCGUGUUCACGCGUGAUAAUAUGCAGCCUAAAUAGUAGCUGCAGAACGAGAAGGUUCCACGAUGUAUUUUUGUAAACUUAAAAUGUUGGGACACCCGUGAUGGGUUAGACUGAAUGUUAGUCCGUAGUGCUACAUUUCACUCCUAUUAGUCGGAUUUAGGGCUAAAAUACGGCACUUCAGAAAGUAUCUAUACGCCAGGGACAAGGUAUCUUUUGUUCACAGUUGUUUGUACUUUCUUUGAAAGUUAACUUUCUUUUGUGCAAUGCGGUUUUGCUGCUCUGUAAUAGCUGUGAAAAGGUUGUGUGCCUAGUACUUGAACAACAAAAAAUACCGAUGGACAUUUUAUCACAAUUUGUCGCAUGUUGUGGCGUUGUUGUUGAAUAAAGGUACAUUUUUUUCACAAAAGAUAAAAAACAGAGCGAGUUCUUGGGUUUACUGUAGUUUAUUCUUUUCGGAACACUGCCUUUAAUCGUAAUAAUGUGCGCUUACAGAUACACAAAAAGGUUUCGUGGUGGCUGGGUCUGAAAGUAUACUUUCGAGCCGAAUUCGCCGCCAUGGCCAUGAGCGGUGCCGGCUAACACUCCCAGGUCCAGGAUUACCAAACAUUCACGAAUAUCCAAGAUAACGAAAAAGAUAUUCAAAACCACAAAUCGGUUGAACAUUUAACGCGUCAUGCGGAGAUUGUGGUUCUGGCUUCCACCAGCCUCCCCGAUUGUGUCAUUACUUUUCCAUUUCAGUUUUUCUUAUUAUUAUUGAAAUUGAGUAAAAAACUCUAUAAACACACACGUUAGUAUCUCCUAUGCUUUCCUUAACUUCAUUGUCUGUUGGGGAAAUAUGUGAGACUGUGUGCAACAUGUGUUUUGCGACUGCCCUGAGUACGUGUCACCGUGGAAGACGCUAGGUUCUACGCUGGCAGGCAUCGGAAGGCAAGCAUUGUCGGAAGAUGUUGCAUUGGUUGCAUUGAGUGACCAGGGGGCACAGCAGCAAAAGCAGCUACACGGGAUAUAUGGCUUGUUUGCGGAGCAUCGAACUGGACUCGAGGCUUAACAAAGCCACUGCGUUACAUGGAUGCGACAUACGCAUCGCUUCGUCCUGUUUUCAUGAUCAUCCCCUUCUCCCCUUGCCCAUGUGCAGAGUAGCAGGACAGAGAGCAUAGCUCAGGCCGACCACUCUUCAUUUCCAACAAUAAAUUCGCUUUCUCUUUCU
Dermacentor andersoni is the source of this 11344-nucleotide messenger RNA. Its product is annotated as probable G-protein coupled receptor CG31760. Gene Ontology annotation, cellular component: membrane. The record is from RefSeq and is a predicted model, not a curated record. Gene Ontology annotation, molecular function: G protein-coupled receptor activity. Lineage: Eukaryota; Metazoa; Arthropoda; Arachnida; Ixodida; Ixodidae. Gene Ontology annotation, biological process: G protein-coupled receptor signaling pathway.